GAGAUCACUCUCUACCCAGAUAAACACGGCUGUGUCAGGGACCUGCUGGAGGAAUGUAAAAAAGCUGUGGAGCUCUCCGACAAAGGCUCAGAGAAGCUCCGACUGUUGGAGAUAGUAAGCUAUAAGAUCAUCGGGGUUCACCAGGAGGACGAGCUGUUAGAAUGUUUAUCUCCGCCGCCAGCCGUACCUUCAGAUAGAGGUAGUUCCUCUAACCUCUCUCUCCACCUCAGAAUAGAGGAACUUCCUCUGGACCAGGUAGACCUGGAUAAGGACACUGAGAUGUUGAUUCCCGUCGCACAUUUCCACAAGGAGGUCUUUGGAACGUUUGGAAUCCCUUUCCUGCUGAAGAUCAGACAGUGUGGUGAGCCGUUCAGAGAUGUGAUGAGGAGGAUUCAGAGCAUGCGAAUACAGGAGAAAGAGUUUGAGAAGUUCAAGUUUGCGAUUGUGAUGAUGGGCCGGCAUCAGUACAUCACUGAGGAUGAGUACGAGGUCAACCUGAAAGACUUCCAGCCACAGCCAGGUAACAUGUCCCACCCUCGACCCUGGUUAGGCCUGGACCACUUCAACAAAGCCCCGAAGAGAGGUCGCUAUACCUACCUGGAGAAAGCUAUCAAGAUCCACAACUGAGCAACCCUCCUCUCUCCUCUUCUUCCUCUCUCCUCUUCUUCCUCUCUCCUCUUCCUCCUCUCUCCUCUCCCUCUCUCUC
Salvelinus sp. IW2-2015 is the source of this 706-nucleotide messenger RNA. The record is from RefSeq and is a predicted model, not a curated record. Lineage: Eukaryota; Metazoa; Chordata; Actinopteri; Salmoniformes; Salmonidae.